CUGCUGCACAAUUAGCAUUUUAGGACAACGUCUCUUCACCUAAUGUGCAAAGAAGCAUCAUGGAAUCAGGAUAUCAUGUGUGUCAGCAUGUACUGCACACUGAAACGUCGAGUUUUUCUUCAAUCCGUGCAGCUUUACUGAUUGCAGAUAUGUCUUCCACAAAAUUGCAUGUAAUGUGCAAGAAAUACAGCGCAAAGCUUUGUCAAUCGUACUCUUUUAUGUGCUCAUGGGGGAGAAGUGGAGGGAAGUAACAGAUCCUCAGAGGCUGAUAGAGAGGUUUGUGUAUACACAAGUAGCAAUACAAACAGGAGAUGCAGCCUCGAUAAGGAAAUUAAGGGAAAGGGUGCAACUCAAAUAAACCCAAACUGAUGCACCAACGGACCGAUGCGUCUCUCUCUUGCUCUCUAACUAAAACUCUCACUCAGUGUCACUGAAGGACAUGAAAGUCAGGGGAUAACUGCAGAGGAGCGUCAUUCGAAUAUUCUGGAAACGCUGUACAAAGGCGUUCCUUGGAUUUUCUCAUCAAAAUUGGAGUCAGGACUUAAACACAGCUCAUUACAACUCAACGGAAUUUUUUUUCCUUUUGACUGAGGUUGCAGGUUUUUGGCGCACGAACAGGACAACAGGGGACUCUUGGAUCAAACACGGCUCGCUGUUUCAGAUUCGAAGGGACAAUCGCUGCACCCCAGGCAAUUGCAGGUUACGGUGCAGUGAGAACACCCAGAGGUGGUUCAGAAAUUGUGCUUUGGGUGUGUGAGUUAUGUGCUUCUGUGGUGGACAAGUAAGGCAGAGCAUCCACAGACAUUCAGAUGGAUACACAGAGUCUGUGAGGUGGUUGCUGACUGCACAGUAAGAAGAGGAGAGGAAGAAAUCAAGUUUUGUUUCUGUGUGGAACAUAAGGAAAUAUGGCUUUCACAUGAUCAGAUCAGAAAGAGCCUAUUUUUUUCAAGCAUGAGGAAGAAGUGUGCUUUUUGGAGUCAGUUUUUCUGAAGAAGAAAAUGCUAUUAAAUAUCUAAAGAACAUUUUUUGAGUCAGGGGCAACUUGGAUCAAUGAAGGAGUCAGAGCAAACCAAGGACAUCACCUGGGAUUUUGACCAAUCCUGGGCUUCAUUCCUAACACCAGCUGCACGUCUUUGCCUCAGCACCUUGGAUUUUUCAGAUCUCUGGGAUGAGGAAGACAGUACAGAGGACGAGGGAACUCAUACAUCCAAAGAAUCAUCAUCAUGUCUCCAAGUCGCCCCAGCACCACCACCUCUUCCUCCUCCUCCUCCUCCUUGUUUGCCCUCAGCUUCCCCUAAAGGUGCGACCAUAAAAAGUCGCACCUUGAAGCUCCACUGGAGGGAACUGCAGAACCUGGCUCCGCUUCCCAGGAUGACUCGCUUUGGGACUCAGACUAUUUGGGCCGGACUUGAGCCGGUGCAUUUGGACACAAACCGGCUGGAGUACUUGUUUGAAUCUAAGGGAAACAACACCAGUUUAAAUGUGGUUUCAGGGCGUCAGAAGCAGCCAUCCGUCUCAGUGUUGGGAAUGAAGCGCAGUAACAUCAUAACCAUUGCACUGAGCAGCCUCCCCCCUCCUCGCCUCCUCCCCCCUGCUAUCUACAGCAUGGACAGCAGUGUGCUGGACAGAGACGACGUUCAGCGUCUUCAAGCUUUAAUCCCAACAGAAGAGGAACUUUGUCUGAUCAAGGAGGCCAAGGCCCAGAACCCCCACUGCCCUCUGGCCCAGGCUGAGCUGUGCCUCAUCACUCUGGGGGAAAUCCCUCACCUGAGCUCCAGGCUUCAGCUGUGGACCUUCGCUCUGGACUAUGACUCUUUGGAGAGGGAAAUUGCUGAACCUCUUUUCCAUCUGAAGUUGGCCAUGGAGCAACUGGCCGCCAGCCAGACCUUCAGAUGUAUUCUGGCGACAGUGCUCGCCAUCGGUAACUUUCUGAAUGGAUGCAAAGCCCGUGGCUUUGAGCUGAGCUACCUGGGGAAGCUGUCUCAGGUGAGGGACACCCACACCCGCCAGCCCCUCCUGCACCACGUCUGUGUGCUCCUGCUGCAGCUUUACCCACAAUCCUCUGACCUCUACUCUGACAUCACGGCUGUUACUAAAGCCAGCAAGUGCGACUACUCCCAAGUCCAGUCCAGCUUUACUCAGCUAGAGACUAUGUGCAAAGCAUCAUGGGAGCAGCUGAAGGUGCUGAACAAGGCUGAGGAAAAGAGGAAAGGAGGGAAAUGGGACAAAAAGAGAGGAGGAGGUGAUGAGGCUUUGGCUUCAGAGGGUUCGCUCCGGCACAAGCUGCCGAAGAUUCUGAAGGAGUGCGAGGAAAGACUGAAAGUCCUGAGAGCGGUUCAUCGCCGGGUCAUCAACAGGUUCCACUCUUUCCUCCUAUUCCUCGGCUACUCCCGCUCCAUGGUGAGAGACACCAAAGCAGAGGAUUUCUGUAAAACCAUCAGUAACUUCUCACUGGAGUACAGAACCACACGGCAGGCCGUCCUCCAGCAGAGAGAACGGGAACGGCAGAGAAGUGGAACCGAAAGUCCAGGUCCAAGCACACCUGCAGGCAGGAGGAAACAUCCACAAACCCCUUCACAGCAGGAAAAUGAUGAGCAGUGGCGGCUGGAGGAGGUGCUGAGAACACCUGACGCUAUCUCAAGGCUGGAUGUCACUCUGCCUCGAAGCCGCAGCAGAAUCCAAAGUCCAUUUUCCCGGAAGCUGAAGUGGUGACCCUGCCGAUUGCUCGAAAGCCAUUCAGUCACUGCUGAUAGUUAUUUAUGAUGUUGUUGUUACAUUGUGAUUACGUUUUUGCAGCACUGUGCUGAUUAACAGUAAGAAAUGGACACAUACAUAAAACUUCACAGGCCAUUACAUUUUUAUCCAGGUUUAAAUAAACAUGCUUUAAAAUGUGUUUUGUUCAAAUAUAUUUUAAAAUGAUGCAUUUUUGUGUGUGUGCUCUCAUGAAAUGCAAUAAAAUGAGUAAUAUAAUGUG
Acanthochromis polyacanthus (spiny chromis) is the source of this 2974-nucleotide messenger RNA. RefSeq names its product FH1/FH2 domain-containing protein 1. Gene Ontology annotation, biological process: actin filament network formation; cortical actin cytoskeleton organization. The transcript has 9 exons. Bases 1051 to 2712 code for a protein of 553 amino acids. Gene Ontology annotation, cellular component: cytoskeleton; cytoplasm. The record is from RefSeq and is a predicted model, not a curated record. NCBI's taxonomy places the organism in Eukaryota, Metazoa, Chordata, Actinopteri, Pomacentridae. Gene Ontology annotation, molecular function: actin filament binding.